AUGAAGAGGAGCGACUUUUCCGCUGAAUUAAAAGACUUUCCUGCCAUCGAGGAGACAGAUAUAGAGAAUGCAGAGAAAAGGGUCCAGGGAUCAUCCACAUACAGGUCAACAUAUUUACUGCUCACAGAAAAAAGACCAGUGACUUUUGCGUUAGUGGAUUGUGCAUCUAUUACUCCUGGAAUCAUGUUUCCAGUGAUUCUGCUUCUUGUAGGCCUGUCUGGCCUCACUUUACCAGUUCACGCAGCGCCGGCUCUAUUGGACGACCUUGUCAACCUGGCUAUCGAACUCGUUGAUGAAGUGUAUGAUUAUGCUGUUAAUGACACAGAGGAACUAUCACUAUCUUCAGCUGAAAUUAAUGACACCAUUGAUUGGAUUUUUUCCUUCUUUGAUGAACCAGAAGCGUGUGAUCCAAAUCCUUGCCAGAACAAUGGAGUUUGUGAGCUCCUAAAGAAUGGCAAAUUCAAAUGCAUCUGUCCAGAGCCUUACAUUGGCAAAAAGUGUCAGGAAGAGAGGAACGUGUGUAAGAAAGUGAAGUGUGGUUAUGGUGAUUGUGUCAGAACUCAAGAGGCCCCAUUUUAUGAAUGCAAGUGCUGGGCCCCCUAUCUGGGCUCUAAGUGCAAUAAAGCCUCUGCGUGUAACCCGAGUCCAUGCCUGAAUGGAGGAGAGUGUGUUAAAGGCCGUACAAGAGCCAGUUUCACAUGCAGAUGUCCUGAAAAUUACAUUGGGAAGUUCUGCCAAGUUGGUCCAAAUGAUUGCUAUGAAGGGAAUGGGGAAUCAUACAGAGGUUUUGUCAGUGAGACAGUGGAAGGAAUGGAAUGUUUACCCUGGAACUACUAUCUUAUUCCCUUCAAGGAUUUUGAAGGCAAUGAUAGCAUUGGAGCCCACAAUUACUGCAGAAAUCCGGAUGGAGACCGGGAACCCUGGUGCUUUGUGAAAGAGACGGGCAAACUCCGGUGGGAUUACUGUAACGCCAAGCCGUGUUCUGAACCAGAACCAGCAAAACCCUCCACAACCAUUGCAAAACUGGAAUUUUCUGAAUGUGGAAAGACUCAGACUAAUAUGAUAUCCCCAAGGAUAUUUGGUGGGAGGAAGUCCCUGCCUAAAGCGCAUCCCUGGCAGGUUUCAUUUCAGGUCCGGCCCAAGGGCUCUAAUGCAACCUUCAGCCACAACUGUGGAGGAACCCUGAUUGACUCCUGCUGGGUCCUAACUGCUGCUCACUGUAUUGAUGAGAAUGAGGAGGUAAGGCUGGAGAUGGGUGGUGUGAACCUGGAGAAAGAUGACCCUGCAAAACAGUUUCUGGAGGUGGAGAAAAUCAUUGCUCAUGAGAACUAUACAGAGACACUUGAAGCCCUGUAUAACGAUAUAGCCCUGCUGAAACUAAAGUCAAUAAAUGGACGGUGCGCCAAUGAGACCAGUUCUGUUAAGGCAGCAUGUCUCCCCACUGAUUCAUUCCCUGAUGAAACACAGUGCACCAUAUCAGGCUAUGGAGCCACUGAGAAAGAGUAUGCUGCCUCUCCUCAGCUGCUGAAUGCCAAAGUUCUCCUGAUCUCUCAGAAACGCUGUAUGUCUCGUAAUGUCUAUGGGAACAGAAUGGAUGAUUCCAUGAUGUGUGCUGGAUAUAUGCAAGGAAAGACUGACUCUUGUCAGGGUGAUUCUGGUGGACCCCUGGUUUGUGAGAAGGAUGAUACUCAUUACAUCUAUGGUGUGGUGAGUUGGGGUGACAGCUGUGGCAAGAAGAACAGGCCAGGUGUCUAUGCCCGUGUUACCAAAUUCAUUGACUGGAUCAAUGAAAAGAUGAAAUCAUCUUAGGAUAGAUACUCUAGAGAUAGCUGAAAGAGGUUUUAAGUGAGAAAACUAAUUUUCAACUCAGUCCACAGUUACACACAUGUGCAAUAAGCACAAUUGGUAAUCAAAGACAUAACAGCAGGUGGUUUAAUGUCAGUAUUUUAGAACUGGUCUGGUCACAAGUGACCCAGGCGAAUUGUUUGUUACUUACACAAAAAACAUUCAAAUAAAAAAAAAAUUUUAUGGGCUAUUAGCCAUUCAAUAGCCACUUUUGUGGUUCAUGUACAUAUUGAAAUAUUAAAGUCGCAAUGAAACAGUGACAGACCUCUCUUUCUGCAUUGUAACAUUUAACAGAUAAAGAAAAAAUGCAGUGGGUGUUGCACUCAAAAGUGGAGGAAGAUGAGCGUGAACAUGCAUAGUUUAAGCAGACUUGUCCCAAAUAGCACACUUCAUGUGCACGUCCUUUAAGUCCACAAGACUGUAGGGUGUUCCAUAUGCGGCCGAUGUGCACUUUUGCCAAGCACACAUUGAUGCGCCAUUACGUCACAAAAGUAUUUAUGGUGUCAUUUGGGACAGUGCCUAAAGGAUUGGUGAAGUCUCAUUUUAAGUGGCAGGUCUAGUUAUGACAUUUUGAUUAAACAUUUAAAUAUGAAAAAUACACAAAUGGUUUGCGGAAAAAAAAAAAUCUGUACACACUUAAAUUAGGAUGAAUUCAUUUCAUGCAGACUGAGAAACUUUUAGCACACUAAUUUCCAUUUGACUUGUCUUAACUUUAACCUUUUCAAAGUCAAUAAGCUGACAUUUAUAGGAACAUAUCCAAGUAAACUGGAGGUAUUGAUAUUUACUUUGUGGAAUAAAAUUUAAGUUUUAAGUGUCA
This is a messenger RNA of Megalobrama amblycephala (Wuchang bream), 2662 nucleotides long. RefSeq names its product hyaluronan binding protein 2 (gene habp2). The coding region runs from base 1 to 1809 and encodes 602 amino acids. Gene Ontology annotation, molecular function: serine-type endopeptidase activity. The record is from RefSeq and is a predicted model, not a curated record. The transcript has 14 exons. Gene Ontology annotation, biological process: proteolysis. Gene Ontology annotation, cellular component: membrane. Lineage: Eukaryota; Metazoa; Chordata; Actinopteri; Cypriniformes; Xenocyprididae.